Coffea eugenioides is the source of this 327-nucleotide messenger RNA. RefSeq lists its product as uncharacterized. The coding region runs from base 1 to 327 and encodes 108 amino acids. Lineage: Eukaryota; Viridiplantae; Streptophyta; Magnoliopsida; Gentianales; Rubiaceae. The transcript has 2 exons. The record is from RefSeq and is a predicted model, not a curated record.
AUGGAUAUUGAGGAGGGUGGAAUCCAAAGAAAGUUACAGUUACAGGAGUUGGAGGAGAUUCGCAAUGAAGCCUAUGAGAAUGCGGUAAUUUAUAAGGAGAAAAAUAAGAUUUUUCAUGACCAACAGAUCUCAAGGAGGACAUUCGAGUGUGGGCAAAAAGUUCUACUAUACCACUCCAAAUUGAAAUUAUUUCCAGUGGAGAUCCAAAGUUUGAAAACUGAGAAGAAAUUUGUAAUGAAUGGUCACCGUCUCAAGCCAUAUUAUGAAGGUUUUCCAACUGAACGGGUGGAGAUGAUGCACUUGGAGGACUCGAUUAGCUUAGUUUAA